Molecule: messenger RNA, 810 nt
Organism: Trichoderma aggressivum f. europaeum
Lineage: Eukaryota; Fungi; Ascomycota; Sordariomycetes; Hypocreales; Hypocreaceae
Exons: 3
Coding region: 1-810 (269 amino acids)
Source: RefSeq, a predicted model, not a curated record
AUGUCGCCCCAGGAAUUCAUCAACUCGCCCAAACACGGCUCGGCCACUCUCAUCCCCUUUGAUCCCAACAGCGAGGCCCAGUGCAAGCGGCUGUACGAGCAGCGCCUGGCGUGUACGUGGGAUUACGACUUGAUUGAGGAGUGGAGGGCCAAGGUGCGCGAGGGGACGAAAUUCAUGUACUGGAUUGUGAGUUUCAAUUGUGUGAGAGUGGGAUUGGGAGUGAAGGGAGCUGACAAGGAGACGCAACAGACAAUCAACGAUGAGGUACCUGAGAAGGACGACUUUCUGGCCAAGCACGUUGAAAGAUUUCCCAAAGAAAAAGAAGCCAUCGUCGACACAGCGGAAACUCUGGGCAACUCGUCGAGGACACCGACGUUGAUCUCCUUCAUCCCCAUCGGCCACAUUGCCCUCGAACUGUACCCGGAGCGCCAGGAGCAGUAUUCCCUGCCCGACUCCACGGUCUGGAUCAAGUCUCUGUACAUUUCAUGGGCCAUCCAAGCCGGCGGCUUCGGCCGCUCCGCAAUGCACCAGCUCGAGCGCCUCGCCGGCCUCCCUCCCCUCAACGCAACCGUCAUGGCCCUCGACACGACGACGAAAAAGUUCCAGACCACCCCCGAGAGCAUCGCCAUCGUCAACAAGAUCCGUGGCUCCGAGAUUGCCAGCGCCGAUUUCCGCUCCAACGAGGAGUGGUACGCGCGCCAGGGGUACGACAUCAUCUGCUAUGUGGACGAGAUGUACAAGUGGGUGGACCAGGAGACGGGGAUUGCGGUUUCGGUGCCGUCGGUGUUUAUGAAGAAGCAGCUUGUUUGA